Messenger RNA from Perca flavescens (yellow perch), 4057 nucleotides. RefSeq names its product aldehyde dehydrogenase 1 family, member A3 (gene aldh1a3). The transcript has 13 exons. Gene Ontology annotation, molecular function: oxidoreductase activity, acting on the aldehyde or oxo group of donors, NAD or NADP as acceptor. The coding region runs from base 194 to 1729 and encodes 511 amino acids. Lineage: Eukaryota; Metazoa; Chordata; Actinopteri; Perciformes; Percidae. The record is from RefSeq and is a predicted model, not a curated record.
AGGUGCUGUAAGAAAGAGAAUCCCCUCAGAGAAGGGCCCUUCAUUUCUGAGCUCAGGGGCGGAGUUGGGCUUUCCUCAACUGCUGUGUGAGGAGGGAGGAACUCUGCAUUCUUAUAAAAAGCCAGUAUAUGGGCUGGCAGUAUUUAGACGACGGAGCAGACAGACUGGCCCUGGGCUGUACUGCGGACCCAGAAUGGCACAGAAUGGAACAACAGAGAACGGAGUGGCUGAAGGGAUCUCAGCUUUGCCUUUUCCUCAACCUGUCAAAGUCCAGGAGAUCAGACACACCAAGAUUUUUAUCAACAAUGAAUGGCACACAUCCAGCAGCGGAAAGACAUUUCCAACUUUCAACCCAGCGACAGGUGUCAAAAUCUGUGAUGUGGAAGAAGCAGACAAAGAAGAUGUGGACAGGGCAGUGGGGGCAGCCAAGGCGGCCGGGCAGAGAGGCUCUCCGUGGCGGCGAAUGGAUACGUCAAGCCGCGGAAUGCUGCUACACAAACUGGCUGACCUGAUGGAGAGGGACCGGCUCCUGCUGGCGACCCUGGAGACUCUGGACACGGGGAAGCCUUUCCUGCAGUCCUUCUUCAUUGACCUGGACGGCAGUAUCAAAACCCUUCGUUACUAUGCAGGCUGGGCGGACAAGAUCCAUGGAAAGAGUCUGCCUGUAGAUGAAAGCUUCAUGUGUUUAACCAGACAUGAGCCUGUUGGCGUAUGUGGAGCUAUCAUUCCAUGGAACUUUCCUCUGCUGAUGUUCAUGUGGAAGAUGGCGCCGGCCCUGAGCUGUGGAAACACUGUGGUUAUCAAGCCAGCAGAGCAGACCCCCCUCACAGCCCUCCACAUUGGAUCGCUCAUCAAAGAGGCAGGGUUCCCUCUUGGAGUUGUGAACAUCGUUCCAGGGUUUGGUCCCACAGCAGGAGCAGCCAUCGCCAGCCACAUGGACAUCAACAAAGUGGCCUUCACUGGCUCUACAGAGGUCGGCCAACUGAUCAAAGAAGCAUCAGCCAAAAGUAAUCUGAAGAGAGUGACUCUGGAGCUGGGAGGGAAGAACCCCUGCAUUGUGUUUGCUGACUGUGACUUGCAGCUGGCUGUGGAGGAAACUCAGAAAGGAGCUUUAUAUAACCAGGGUCAGUGCUGCACUGCUGCAUCACGUGUCUUUGUAGAGGAAAGUAUUUAUGAGGAGUUUGUGCGCCGCAGCAUAGAAAACGUCAAGAAGAUUGUCAUAGGAGACCCACUGGACCCCCAGACAUCACACGGGCCACAGAUUGACCGACAGCACUUUGACAAGAUUAUGGACCUGAUAAAGAGUGGGAAGGAGGAGGGAGCCACGCUGGAGUAUGGAGGAGCAGCUUUGGGCGAGAAGGGCCUCUUCAUUAAACCCACCAUUUUCUCUGGGGUCAAAGACCACAUGCGCAUCGCCAAGGAAGAGAUCUUUGGUCCAGUGCAGUGUAUAUUCAGCUUUAAAAGCCCGCAGGAGGCCAUAGAGAGAGCAAACAGCUUACAAUAUGGCCUGGUGUCAGCAGUCUUCACAACAAGUAUGGACAGAGCUCUGUCUGUGUCUGCAGCCCUGGAGACUGGCACUGUCUGGAUAAACUGCUAUAACGCCCUUCAUGCCCAGACUCCCUUUGGAGGGUAUAAGAUGUCAGGCAACGGACGAGAGCUCGGAGAGUAUGCUCUGGCUGAAUACUCGGAGGUAAAAGCAGUGACCAUCAAACUGAGUGAAACUCUGUGAGAAGAACUGGCUAAGAUGUCCAGCGCUCUGCACUGCCCAUUACAUCACAACUUUCUCCAAUGCACACACUCCCUUAUUUGUCUUUAGUCAUUCUCUUGAUGUUGAGUUAGGGUUAGGCCAAUAUGUCAGUUUCUUUAUACGGUAUAUCAGAGCCCAGCAAGAGUCACUGUUUUUGUUCACCUUUUAUUUGAUACGCUGUAGGUGACGAUAGGCUUCAGUGACAAUAGGCUUCAGUGAUGACAGUAUACAAAACUGCUAAUGCUUUAUUUACAGGUUUUAUUUUUCUAAUAAUUUUCCAAUAAUUUAUUCAGGAGUUCCCCCUGACAUAAGUAUGUGAAUUGGGACUACAGUAAUAUUGGAAAAAUAGAGACAGUGCUCAGUUGGUACAUUUACACAAAUAACUGACUUAACUCAGAGCAUAGCAGUUCAGCUGAACAUGCACAACUGUAAAAUGUAUCUACAGUCAAUGAUGAAUAAAGUUUUCAAUAAUAAAUGAAAAAUGAAUGAAUAUUUACUUGGGUUUAAAUGGGGCAGUUCUUUCAAUGGAAUUCCAAUUUUACAUAUAAUUAGUACCAAGCAACAGAGAGUUUAAAAUCCAAAUUACAAAAGCACUGAUAUGAUUGUUUGACAAGGAAAAGGAUUUCACUUAAUGGAGCAUUUUUAGAGCUUUCAGCAACAUCUCGAGGCCUUCAUCAGUGGGUGGAGUUUGCUCACUUGUUAUGAAGAUGGUUUAGUUGUCAUCACAUGGCCUAAGUUUUGUGUAUGGGGGUUGAUGGGAACCCAUGUCUCUGUUUAAAGAUGGUCUCUGGUAUCAGAUGUUCUUCACUGCGGUGUCUGUUUCUGUUCAUUCAAUCUUUUGUCGAGGGUCAUUGCUCUUUCUGAUGCAGGGGCGAUUCCAAGAUGGGCAUAGGGGGGACCAAUAAUCAGGGGGAGAAUACAGCAGAGAAAAUGCUUAUAGAAAUAUAAGAAAUAUUGGACAAGAUAGAAGAACACAAUGUAAUUCUGCUAAAUAGAACAUGACAUUCAUUAUUAAUUUUACUUGUUUUCAUUUUAAACAAAUUGUAUAUCCGAAUACAAUACACAUUUUCUACAGGCUCAGUUUGCCACUUUUUUAAGAAACUAUUCCAGUGCUGGUUCUAUGGUUUUAGAAUUGUGGAUAGUCAUCAUGGAAACAUUAAUUGGUCAUGUGACAAGGUCUCGGAAGAUUGGCAGAACAGGCAGCCAUCUGACAGUACUCUGAUCCAAUGAAAAUCACAAAUGUCAGAUUGCCAGCACUCUAGCCCUAUGGAUUGUGGGGACGGGGGGGAGACACACACCAGGGAGGCCAAUCCCCCGUGCCCCUCUUCUAGCCCUGCCCCUGCUCUGAUGUAGUGUUCUGUAGUUCUGUUCUGUUCCUUGUAGUAGAGUGCUCAGAUCCAUUCCUUGUACCCGUUGUCAUGGAGUGGACCUGCUGCACCCCCUCUUUUUAUACCUUCUUACUGGUUUACAUUUCCUGACUCUGCAAUAAGUGAGUUAGAUACUUAAUCUUUGAACAAAGACAGGGGUAACUAUUUCCUUUCCAUAUACAACAACUUAUUAUCAAGUGAGCGAAAUUCCAUAUGAGAUGACAAUUGAAGGAACUUCAUCUGCUGAUGAAGCCAAUGAGAUGUGGCUGAAAGCUGUGAGGGCUAGUGCUUCUUUUGUGUGAAAAUUCUCUUUCUACGGUCAAUAAUAAACCUUCAAGGUAUGGUCCCUAAAUGUGGGGCGCAGACCCAUGGCUUAUCUUUGAGAAUUUAAUCAAUUAUUCUUUGAGCUAAAAAAGUUUUUGGGCAAUCUCAGUAUUUAUAGGAAAGUGAUGAGAGAAUGUUUUCUGUCAUCUGUCUGGGACAAACCUUAACUGAAGAGUGUUCAAAAAAUACUCCAGUAUGUAUAAUGAUACAUUGUUUAAGCCUCAUCCAUACAUGAGAUACAUAAUUGCACAAAACAUAGUAAUUAAGGAUAUAAGGAUUUAGCAUAAGAAUUCCAUUGAAAUCUCAUCAAAUCUUGCAUGUGACAAUGUGGGAAGGUCAGAGAAAGGAAGAUUUUUUGUUUAUAUUUUUGUAAGUGUUGAGUAGCUGCUGUAUGCAGAUAGUUUUUGUUUCUUAUUCCAAGCGCUGAUUUUAACCUGCUGUAAUCUCAUAUGAAUGUUCUCUCUGCUGAGGAGAGAAUGUUGGAUGGAACUGCAUUUCUUGUCCCAGAUAAGGUAAUAUUUACCUCGCCAGUACCAUGUCAGUACUGUAACAGCAGCAUAGUUUCAUUGGUUGGAUAGUAUCAACGUUUUUCCCCCAACAUAUGUUGUGUGUUUGUUUA